AUGGCUCCAAAAGUUCUAGAGGUUGAAGGAAAAAUUGAACAUUUAACGCUCCCAAUUGUAACUUUCCCACCUUUCAAAUUAAGAGCUCAAUUGAUAGAGAAAGAUCCUGUGGUAUGGUUACAUCUUUUAGAUACAUACAUACAAUACUUCCAAUUUUUGAAUGUUGAGGAGAAUCUUUCCAAAUUAGAUGAUUCUACACUUGAUCACUUAUGCAUGUUUAUGAGAAGCUAUAUAAACGAAAUGGGAAAUGAGGAAGGAAAAUUAUUAAGUUUAGGUAUAAACCAUGACGUUCAAGAAAAUUUAACUAUAUUAAGAGCAUGGGUUCUCACAACACUGAAAUCAUGUGGUUUAUUUUAUUUACAAAUAUUUGGAGAGACUUUAUGGAAUUUUGUGAUUCUUUAUGUAGAGAAAAAUCCUGUUACCGUAAGAUCGUUGAUUGAUGGGUCUGCUAAACCUAAGAUAACAAAUAUCCCAAGAGUUCAAGUAAACAGGAUAAGUCAAAUUCAGCAGCAUAUAAAAUCAAUGGUAGAGCAAAAUAAAUUUACUAGAAUUGACCUUAAAUCAUUUCAAUCUUUAGUUGAGGAUAAAGAUUUCGCAGACAAAUUCUUUACCAUAAAUUGGAUUGAAUAUUUAGAAAGUUGGUGGGACAAAGGGAAUAAUAAAUUUUCGAAUAUUGCAAGACAAUUAAUGAUUACGUGUUUACUUCAAGUACGGAGGAAAACUGUCGUGGAGAUCACUAAAUCCCUUGGAAUUAGUUCAUUGGAUACUUUGUCCAUAUACCCACUUCUCGGUUCAGUUAUGAUCAGUGAAAGAUUCAAUACACUGAGACCAGAUAUAAAACAAGAAAUGUCAUACUUGAAUUUGGCUAAUUCUAUUGAAAAAGUGACUGAUAAAUACGAUAUGGAGGAUGCUGGACCAACUGAAUCAACUGAGGUGGAAGUAUCUCAAGAAGAUGUAUCCGCACUAGCCGAUUUUUUCCCAGGAUAUUCUACAUAUCAGUUAAGUGAGUUACUGAGACGGUAUGAUGGAAAUGUUCAGUUAAUCACCAAUUUAUUAUUUGAAGAUCCAUCAAUUAUAGAAUCAAUUCCAAAAGAGAAACCUAUAUUUGAAAAUUCAGAAGCUAUGGUGAGUAAGAUAUCUCCCCCACCAUUGGAGGAAUUAGAAUUACACACAAAUAGUUUGAGAGAUUCUGAAAUGAAAUUAUCAGAUUUAACAAAGAAGCACGUUCCUGACGAAAUUAAAAACAAGACGUUGACUAGGGCUUUGCAACUAUUAUAUGAUGAAGACGAAGAUGAGAGGGAUGACACAUACGAUGAGGCAGAAACCGAUCGUUCUAAGGUAUUUGGUAAAAUCUCCAUCGGAAAUGAUGUUGAUGACAGCAAUGAUACAGCUGAAGCCGUUAUAAAUGAACAAGUAGCAAAGUACGACCAGAUUGAAGGUUAUCUAUGGCAAUUAUUGAAAGAGGAUGCAACACUUUUUGAAAGAAACAAGAGAGGUAGUAAAAUGAGAAAAAAUAUUAAGCAAGAAACUACGUGGUCUGAUGAACAAAUAGAAGGGUGGGCAAGAAUGUUGCAGAAAUCCCCACAAAGAGCCAGAAUUUUGGAAGAUAAGUACAUGUUCAGAGGUAAUGUCAAAUCUGGGAAGAGAUCGUACGUCAAAAACCGUGAUGGUGAGAAUGAUGUGGACAACAAAAGGAGAAAUGAAAGGUAUGUAAGAAAGCCUAAACAAAACUCCAGUAACGAUGGGAACGCCAAGGAGGAGACUCCGAAGAAUAGUGUCAAUCAAAAACGCAAGAACGCCAGAAAUGAAAAGAACAAAUCAUCCAGAGCGAAUCAUAAUCGUAAAGCUGGACAUGAUAAAAAGGCCUCUAGAGCAAUGCCUUGA
Molecule: messenger RNA, 1884 nt
Organism: Maudiozyma saulgeensis
Lineage: Eukaryota; Fungi; Ascomycota; Saccharomycetes; Saccharomycetales; Saccharomycetaceae
Source: the annotation of a GenBank genome assembly